UCCAAAUGUUAAUUGAAGCAGCGCUCCUGUACUGUACCAAUUCUGCUCCUUUGUUGAAGGUGCAAAAACCAAACAUAAAUUAAAUACCUCUCCUCUGACGAAUCCCGCGGAAACAUACUCACGCAUAAACACAACACGACGCAACGCAAAUGGCCAAGUCCCUCUCUCUUCGUACCACACUCUCAUGCCUAAAGAGCUAGGCGAUCAGCACCUUCCUUCUGCUUUCUCUCUUUCCCACCUUUUUUUCUCAAACCGCCGCGUCAAUAUAAUACCCAAAUUGAAACAAAGAACAAUCACAUUUUUACAUGUAUAAAUAUAUAUGAUCCCUUGCGAUUCCGUGCUCUCUUUUCAUCGCUUUGAAUCGAAUCUCUCCUUCUCUUUUCGUCUCGUGAGUAUAUCUCUACAGGAUUGCGUUCCGUUUGGGGAGCCGUUUGCGUGAGCUGUCACUGGCUUCUCAAAUCGUUUCCAGAUAUAUUCGGGGUUACAUUCGUAGUUUUAUUGCUAUGUGUGGGAUUGUGGCAUAAAGAGCCGCAAUGCUUCUCAAGUAAAUCACAUUCCCACUCGAGAGCAUCCUCAAUUCGUUCCACAUUCCACAACUGCAAAGAGCCGCUUUAGUCUUUUUGGAAGCGGUAAUGGGGGACACCAUAUCUGAUAAAACUUUGGAGGACUUCUACAUUCCAGAUUACAUACUUGUACCUGGUUCAAAAAUUAGCAAUGCUUCCUAUAUACCUACUUGUCCUGUGAUAGUCUUCAUUAAUUCAAAAAGCGGAGGCCAGCUGGGAGGGGAACUUCUUGUUACAUAUCGUGCUCUCCUAAAUAAAAACCAGGUUUUUGAUUUGGGAGAAAUGGCUCCUGAUAAGGUACUAUGCCAGCUCUACCUCACCCUAGAAGCUCUUAAGUGCAGUAAAGAUGAUUUGGCAGCUGAAAUCCAAAAGAGGUUGAGAAUAAUUGUUGCUGGUGGAGAUGGGACUGCCAGCUGGCUGCUUGGAGUAGUAUGCGAUCUCAAACUACCACAGCCUCCCCCCAUCGCAACAGUUCCAUUGGGAACCGGAAACAACCUACCAUUUUCUUUUGGCUGGGGAAAGAAAAAUCCAGGCACAGAUCAGCAUUCUGUGGAAUCAUUCUUGAAUCAAGUAAAGACGGCAAAGGAAAUGAAAAUUGACAGCUGGCAUAUUAUCAUGAGGAUGAAGGCUCUAAAAGAAGGAGCAUGUGACCCUAUUGCACCUCUUGAAUUACCACAUUCUUUGCAUGCAUUUCAUCGAGUCUCACAGACAGAUAAACUGAAUAUGGAGGGUUACCACACAUUUCGAGGGGGAUUCUGGAACUACUUCAGCAUGGGAAUGGAUGCUCAAGUAUCAUAUGCCUUUCACUCUGAGAGAAAGUUACACCCUGAGAAAUUUAAAAAUCAGUUAGCUAAUCAGAGUACCUAUUUGAAACUUGGAUGCACUCAAGGAUGGUUUUGUGCUUCACUAUUUCAUCCUUCUUCACGGAACAUAGCACAGCUGACAAAGGUUAAAAUCAUGAAACAAGGUGAAUGGGAGGAUCUUUGCAUACCUCGCAGCAUCCGGUCUAUUGUUUGCCUCAACUUGCCCAGUUUUUCUGGGGGACUCAAUCCUUGGGGAACACCAAAUAAGAAGAAAUUGCAUGAUAGGGACCUCACUCCCCCAUAUGUUGAUGACGGCCUAAUUGAGAUUGUCGGUUUUAGAAAUGCUUGGCAUGGGCUUGUUUUGCUCUCUCCGAAUGGCCAUGGGACUCGUCUUGCACAGGCAAAUAGAAUCCGUUUCGAGUUCCAUAAGGGUGCAGCUGACCAUACAUUCAUGAGGCUAGAUGGGGAGCCAUGGAAACAACCCCUACCGGUUGAUGAUGACACCGUUGUGGUUGAAAUCUCUCACUUUGGUCAAGUUAGCAUGCUUGCAACACCAGAUUGCCGAUCUAAAAGCAUAUACGACCCCUCCUCGCCUAUCAGUCACCAUGAGGAAGGAGAGGAUAGUAGCAUUGAAGAAACCAUGGAAGAUUUUGAAGAGCGAAAGAAGUUUGGUGCAGCCGAUACUUUUAAAUUUCCCGAUGAGUUUGAUGUAGCUCAUCUCAGCUAAGUACUUCAAAGAUCUGACCCAUUCAUUUUUUGCAAAUAAAUCCAGCCUUUCCUCCUUCAUUGGCCCUCAAAUUUUUAUUGCUUCUGAGUUGGUUGUAGUUGCUGUGGUCCAAUUACUUGUACUGCAGCCCCAUAUCGAUAUUCUUAUGUCAGUGUACAUUCUUGUAGACAGUUUUUUUUUCCCUUUCACUUUACUAGUAGAAUUUGAAAUCUUUUUACAUA
Molecule: messenger RNA, 2314 nt
Organism: Carya illinoinensis
Lineage: Eukaryota; Viridiplantae; Streptophyta; Magnoliopsida; Fagales; Juglandaceae
Product: diacylglycerol kinase 5-like
Exons: 14
Coding region: 633-2093 (486 amino acids)
Molecular function (GO): ATP-dependent diacylglycerol kinase activity
Source: RefSeq, a predicted model, not a curated record